GCUAAGGCCACAAGACAACUGUAACUUAUACAUAAGUAAGAGAGUAUUGAUACUGUUGUGAAUGAUGACCCCGCGGUUGACGCCAGGUCAGAGGUCAACGAGUGUUGUGGUGCUGGCGGCACUACUUGUAGGCAGUGCCCUGGCCACCUCCCUGUGUGACCUUCAUCAGUGCCAGUGCCUCAGCACCUCCAGGGGCAUCGAUGUGUUUUGCAAGUGCCAACCUAGAGAGAGGGUGACCAUCAGGUCUUCGGAGCUGCCCUACAACGUGUUCAACCUGACUGUUGAGGGCUGCAGUUCACUUGGUAUCUCCGGCUCCCUAGCCCCGCUACCUCUUCGAUCCCUCACAAUCAGGGGAGUAAAGUUUCUGAGACUCCCCAUUCAAGCCUUCCUGUACGGCCUGCCUCACCUUGCUACUGUUGCCAUACACGACACCAACAUUCCUGUUAUUCCUGCUUUCAGUUUUGGCGCCCUGGAAAGUAUUGUCAGUAUGGUCUUCGAGAAGGUUGAAAUAGGUAAAAUAUCCAGCGAUGCAUUCUCAAAUCUCGCGUAUAUUAGGGAUUUAAAGUUCGUGAAUUCAAAAAUUGGUGACAUCGAAAGGAACGCUUUUGGAAGGGGAAAUGGUAAUAUUGGUUAUUUUAUUCUGGAGAACUCCUUCAUAGAUACCAUCCGGGAGCGUGGCGUAUGGUUCCAGCAGGCAGACGUCGCUCAAAUAGACGGAUGCAGAAUAAAUAAGAUUGUAAACAGCGCCAUCAAAUUAAACAAUGUGUUGUUCUACCUAACCAGAAGCAGUGUGAAUAAUUUCUAUCCUGGAGGUAUAAGUGGCAACUACUCCAGUGGUGUUAUCAUCGAUAACAACUACAUCAGCCAAGUGGUAGAUCACAGCCAAGACCCCGGGACAUUGCUGGACCUCCGUUACUCCAGACUUGGCGGGAGCACCAUUACACCCUUCUUUCAUUUUACUAAUAAUGUACUUACACGAACUAUACCCAGACACGCUUUUUUCCUAACUAACCCGACGAUUAAUGUUGCUGUACCCAACAACACUAUCGGUGAAUGUUCGUGUAUGGAUUACAGAAACUUCCUUCGUUCACUGCAAUCAAUCUUAGAUAACUACACCCUAAAUGUCCAUCAAGCAUUGAUAGAGAAUGGGAUUUGUCUUUCAGAUAGAGACAUUUAUAGAAUUGGUUGCAAUAAUCUGACUCCUCUGCUAUCUGUAGAGGUUUUAUCCACAAGUGUUCCAGUUCCCGUUAGAGAACAAAACCUUGGGGUUAUAACAAAGACAGUUGCAGAGACGGGCAGAAUCACAAUAACUACGGCGAAAACUCCUCAAAGUAAAUUCCCACUAACAUCAUUAUCACAGUUAUCCAAAUCAUUAAUAUCCCCAACAAUCACAGCCCAAACGCAAUUUGUUCCUACCGAUCGGGCACUCCAACACCCCUCUACCGGGCAAGUUUGGGACCAGACAUUGGGACCUGACGCAUCGGUCUUCCCUCCUACCCUUCAAGCUCCAGGCACCGAAAAACCAUUGGCUACAAUCCGUUCCGCCCAAACACUGACGAAUGACAUAAACAGCCUCGACGCUCAGAGCAUCUGGAAUGAGAUCUAUGGUGGAGUGUUUUUCCUUAGACUUCGCAAGCCCUUCCAGGCGGCGUUCCCUGGUGCUCGACUUAGCAUGAAGUUCAGCAAGGAGAUCAAGCCGCUUGAAUUUCACGGAGGAAAGCUGACGUUUGUCUCGCCACGGUAAUAUUGUAAUGCUGUUUAAUAUAAUGUGUAAUUUAGGUUUGUACAAUCUUCAGUUAUUUGUGCAUACAUAGUUUCGAACCCGGGAUUCCAAACUGUGAGUCGAGAACGAACUUAACUGUACUAUCAUGACCACCCACCUCAAUCUGUAUUGAUAAUGAUGAUAGUUAAUGCUACUCUAACAACUGUUUUUUAUUGUUCAGAGAUGGCGUCUCAUAACCCCUAUUAUUAUGUUCCCCCAUAUCCAAAGGGGGGGGGGGUAUGUAUACCCACAUUUAAAAA
This is a messenger RNA of Procambarus clarkii (red swamp crayfish), 2022 nucleotides long. RefSeq lists its product as uncharacterized. The record is from RefSeq and is a predicted model, not a curated record. NCBI's taxonomy places the organism in Eukaryota, Metazoa, Arthropoda, Malacostraca, Decapoda, Cambaridae.